Messenger RNA from Drosophila mojavensis, 1197 nucleotides. It is a transcript of the gene colt, whose product is annotated as congested-like trachea protein. Gene Ontology annotation, molecular function: O-acyl-L-carnitine transmembrane transporter activity. Lineage: Eukaryota; Metazoa; Arthropoda; Insecta; Diptera; Drosophilidae. Gene Ontology annotation, biological process: carnitine transmembrane transport; mitochondrial transport. Gene Ontology annotation, cellular component: mitochondrial envelope. The record is from RefSeq and is a predicted model, not a curated record. The transcript is spliced from 5 exons. Bases 111 to 1043 code for a protein of 310 amino acids.
CUGCUGCGCCUUACUCAUUCGCUCUCGCUCGCACUUGCACUGCCGCCACGACGUUGUUUUUGAACAUCUUCAUUCGUAUAUCUGCAGUCAGACUCACAAAUCCGUAAGUCAUGACAACCCUUGAGAAGGUUGAAAAUGCUCCUGCAGAACGCAAAGCUAAUCCGCUGAAGUCCUUCAUCACUGGCGGCUUUGGCGGCAUAUGCAAUGUUCUCUCAGGCCACCCCCUCGACACGAUUAAGGUACGUUUGCAAACAAUGCCACGGCCAGCGCCUGGAGAGAAGCCCAUGUAUAGCGGUACCCUAGACUGUGCCACCAAGACCAUACGCAACGAAGGUUUCCGGGGGCUGUACAAGGGCAUGUCAGCGCCGCUAACUGGCGUGGCGCCUAUAUUUGCAAUGUGCUUUGCCGGCUAUGCGCUGGGCAAGCGAUUGCAGCAGCGCGGUGAGGAUUCAAAGCUUACCUAUCCGCAAAUCUUUGUCGCCGGCUCGUUCUCUGGCCUCUUCUCCACGUUCAUCAUGGCGCCCGGCGAACGCAUCAAAGUUCUGCUGCAAACCCAGGGGACUGGCCCAGGUGGCGAAAAGAAAUACACCGGCAUGAUCGACUGCGCUGGCAAACUGUAUAAGGAGGGCGGUCUGCGCAGCGUUUUCAAAGGCAGCUGCGCAACGAUGCUCAGGGACGUGCCCGCUAACGGGCUUUAUUUCCUGGUCUACGAGUACAUACAGGAUGUGGCCAAGGCCCACUCGAAGACGGGCGAGAUCAACACUGCCUCAACCAUAUUUGCGGGCGGCGCCGCUGGCAUGGCCUACUGGAUUCUGGGCAUGCCCGCCGACGUGCUCAAGAGUCGUCUGCAAUCGGCACCCGAGGGCACAUACAAGCACGGCGUGCGCAGCGUGUUCAAGGAUCUGAUUGUUAAGGACGGCCCAUUGGCUCUGUAUCGCGGCGUUACGCCCAUUAUGAUACGUGCCUUCCCAGCCAAUGCUGCCUGCUUCUUUGGCAUUGAGCUGGCCAACAAAUUCUUCAAUUUGGUUGCACCAAAUUUCUAAUAAAGUGAUUUCUAAUUGUUAAUAUUUUUCAAAUCGUAGAUAGACCCAGGGAUUUCCUUUUGAAGUAAUGUUCAAGCUAAAAGUUAAGUGUCAGUUAGUCUUUGUUAUUGCAAAAUUAUUAUGUAAAUUUAAUAAAAAGAGAAUUGUUUUUCAA